Messenger RNA from Clunio marinus, 4339 nucleotides. The record is from the annotation of a GenBank genome assembly. NCBI's taxonomy places the organism in Eukaryota, Metazoa, Arthropoda, Insecta, Diptera, Chironomidae.
AGCAGAGAAGAAGAAAAUCCGUCAAAAUUUUUGCGUUGCAAAACUCAACGGCCAUGGGAGCUGCCGUGACUCCCUGGUCAUCAACAAUGAUGAUGGAUAGAAUAUCGUUGGACGAUAUGCCGCAUAAAGGUAGAGGUCACAGUGGUGUCAAUCAAUUAGGCGGUGUCUUUGUAGGCGGCCGACCUCUUCCGGACUCGACGAGGCAAAAGAUUGUGGAGUUGGCGCAUUCUGGUGCACGCCCUUGUGAUAUAUCGAGAAUUUUACAAGUGUCAAAUGGCUGCGUCAGUAAAAUAUUAGGAAGAUAUUAUGAAACUGGCAGCAUUCGACCCCGAGCAAUUGGAGGCUCAAAGCCUAGAGUUGCAACGCAAGAAGUCGUCACAAAAAUAUCAGACUAUAAACGCGAAUGUCCGUCGAUAUUUGCUUGGGAGAUUCGUGAUCGAUUACUGCAAGAAGGCGUGUGCACUAAUGAUAAUAUACCAAGUGUGUCUUCAAUAAACCGUGUUCUGCGCAACUUGGCAGCACAAAAAGAGCAACAGCAGAGUCACUCAACGCCAAGUCAUUCAAACAACACAUCAAUCAGUAGCUAUCAGCCAACAACACUUGUCAAUGAUUCGAUUUAUGAUAAACUACGCUUAUUGAACAACAAUCACCGUCAUCAGUCGAUACGCGAUUCAUGUUGGCCACCACGCAGCCCAACAUGGUAUCCACAUUUAUCAAACACUCACCAUCAACAAGAUGGCAACAUUGCAGUUAAUGACACGACAACAAAUCAUCUUACAACAGGCUUGAUGUCGCCUCAGUCAACGACGCCCAUUAAAGAAUAUUCGUCACUUAGUCCCAACUCUUGUAAAGCAUCAUCAAUCAACGAUGAUAUGACAAAAACGGCUUCAAAGAAAGGGGAGUUGGAAACGCAAUCGGAUGGAAACCUUUCCGGUGGCGAGGGUGAGAAUUCCAACACUGAUUCGACCAUUGACACUGACGAUGAUCAAGCGAGAUUGAGGCUGAAAAGGAAAUUGCAACGUAAUCGUACUUCAUUUUCGAAUGAUCAAAUUGAUAGCUUGGAGAAAGAAUUUGAAAGAACUCAUUAUCCAGAUGUCUUUGCCAGGGAACGUUUGGCUGUUAAAAUUGGACUACCAGAAGCAAGAAUACAAGUUUGGUUUUCAAACAGAAGAGCAAAAUGGCGACGGGAAGAAAAGUUGAGAACUCAACGUUUAUCAACUCCAAACAGCAACAAUAACAACAACACUUUAAAUGUCAAUAAUAAUGAGAUUAGCUGUGCCAAUGACACAAAUUCAUCUUCGGAAACAAAUCCAAAGGCAAAUGUUCCAAACGGUUCGUCAAAUAUGAACAGCAUGCUGCAUAAUCAACAUCUUGGUGGUAACAUGACCGACACCCACAACAGUGGAAUUAUUGGCGACAUGCACAAUCCACUUAUUAAUGGAAAUCAUCAUUUGUCAACACCGUCGAGCUUAAUCACUCCAACAUCAUCAGCAGCAUCACUUUCGCCACCGAGAUUCAACUUCAAUCAUGGCUUUUGUAGUACAAUGAGUCCAAUGUACACUCCACAAAUGUCGAUUGCUGAUUCAUACAGUUCAAUGCCAUUCUCCCAUCCACCCAUCAGUUCCAUGGCGAGUUUAUCAGCAAACCCUUUGGGUCUUCAACAACAACAUCAACAGCAUAAAUAUGAACAACAUCAACAUCAACAAUCACAAUAUCAUCAACGGAAUGAUGAUAUGACUCCAUCAACAUAUCAAUGUCACAUGUCUCGAUUGAAUAUUCCAUCGCCAUCGCUGCAAUCCCUUCACCAAGGUUCUCAUUCUAGUUUAUCUGCUCUUCAGAAUCAUCAUUCGUACUCGUCGACUUCAUCAUCGCCACAUAAUUCAGCUGCUUUAGAUGUUCCAUCAACUCAUCCUGUUCCUUCUGUUACUCCACCUUCGUCAUUAGCACCACCAAGUUCUCUUUAUUCAUACGAUCCAAUUAAUUUAGGUGGUUAUGGCACAAGAUUAUCACCAUGUGGUUCAACUGACAACUAUCAACUUAAUGGAGGUUACACAAAUGGAAAUGGCAGCACGGGAUUAAUAUCAUCAUUGCAUAAUCCAUCAUCAUCCGACAUGGCCCAUUACUUUUUGCGACUUCAAUGAUUUUAAGAAGACAGAAAAAUGAAAGAAAAUAUUUAGAUAAGUUUACUGAUCUUGCCCACUAAUCAUAACUUAACCGCCAAAUUAAAAAGAAUUCAAUGAAUGUUUUAUUGAAUGUGUUUUGUCUUCGAUGACAGUGACGACUAUGAACAUAAAGAAAAUAAUAAAAAAAAAAAGAUGUUUUCGGCAAAAAGCCACACAAUUAUCAUAGUUCUCAAAUUUAUUGGAGAGUGUUUUCCAUGUACAAAAAGAAAAAACUUUUUUUUCGAUAAUUAAUUAAAAAUAAACAAAAGAAAUGGAGUAAUAAAGUAAUUAUCAUGUGACAGAUUAAUUUCAGUUUUAUUUUAUUAAAAUUGUUAAAUUUCUGAAUUGAACAGUUUUUAAAAUAUUUUUUUAAGGUUCAAGGAAAGUUUGAAUUAUGCGAAAAUUAAGAAAUUUAGAAUUCAAACCAAACAUUUGGGAAUUCCCGGAAACAUUUCAAUAAUCAAUGUACGUCGGUUCACCAUUUAAUGAAUUUUUUGAAAAGUCCAAUCCACUCAUAAUGAAGUUGAAGCUGUUUGGUGGAAGAAUAUUUGAUGUAGCUGGUAAGUAAGUUGUUGUUUCAAAGUUUGAGAAAUGAUGAAUUGAAUGAUCUGAUAAUUGAGGUGGAUCGUGAUGUGUUGGUAGAGAAAGAAGUAAAGAUGAAGCUGAAUGCGUUGAAAUUGCGUUGAAGGUUGGAGUUGAUGUAGUGUUGUUGAUGAGAUUCAUUGGGUUUAAGGCCUCUGGCAAUAAAGAUUGUUGAGUCACUGAAUAAGAAGUGUUUGUUGAAUUUUGUAAUGGAUCUUGUUGCUGCAGACAAUUCGAUGUGCUUUGCGGUGAUCGAUUUUGUUCAGAAAUGCAAACUUGUGCUUCAGUCGGUGAAUUUUCUUUCAAAAGUUCAGGAAUAAUGUACGAACAUUUCUUCGCAGGUUUCAUUUGUUCUUUAUCCUUCACCUUAUCGGGUGACAUUUUAAAUUUACUGUUUUUAUUGUGUGAUUUCAUAUGUCGAGCUCUUGAUGAACUUUGGUUGAAUUUUGCGUUGCAACCUUCGCGUUUACAAAUAUAAGGCUUCUCGCCAGUAUGAAUUCUUCGAUGUGCAAUAAGAUUGCUGCUAUUUGAAAACACUUUGUUACAGUUAAAGUUAUCGCAUUUAUACUUUUUCAAUCCAUAAUGUACAUUCUUGAUGUGAACGUUUAAAUAAGCUGUUUUGUAGAAAGAUUUUCCACAAAUCUUGCAAAUUUUACUUUUAACUUGCGAAUGCGUUCCUUCAUGUGACUUCAAUUCGGAAGCAGUUUUGAAAGCUUUGCUGCACAAUCCACACGAAUGAUCUUUAAUUCCUGUAUGAAUCUUAAGAUGCACUUUUAGAUUGCUGGAUGUGCUGAAGAGCUUCGGACAUCGUUCACAUGCGAACGGCUUUUCUUUCGUAUGCGUUCUUAAAUGAAGAUUUAGAUUUGAGAUUUGUGUGAAUUUUUUAUGGCACGUAUUGCAUUCAUAUGCUUUGUAGUUCGAGUGAGUGCGUAAAUGAAGCUCCAUGUAACCUUUGUAGUGAAAUAUUUUCCCACAUUGGAAACAUUGUUCAGGUUGCGCCAGAUCCGCAACUUUUUUUCUUCUCUUUUGCUUGAAGAUUUGAAUUUUUGAUGCAUUUUCACUCUUCAUUUUUUCUUUGUGAGUCUUUAGAAGUUCAUCCAAUUGAAGUUUGUCUUUGAUUGGCUUUGUCUUUGCUUUAACUUUCUUUACAACUUUUUUUAAUAAAUUUCCAGAAUUUAAAUCUAAGCACGCUCGAUCAAUGUUGAGAUAAUCAGUGGAUUUAAUAUUGGUGUCAAUAUCAUUGUUUAAAACUAAUGGUUGAUAGUUUAUAUCUUGCUCAUCUCCUUCAUUACCGAAGAACUCUUGAACUGCCGCUUGAAUAUCUCGCUCAUCCACAUUCGGCUCACCUUGAUCAGGAAUUGAAGUUCUAAGAAAUUCUUGAAGUUUUUGAUCGGAGUUUUUACAUUGUUGUUGAAAUUGAAAAGCUAUAUUUAGUUUGUAACGACAAUCCCCACAGAUAGAAGACGGUGCAUUAACUUUAUUGAAAACCUGAACUUGUGACGUCUGUAAAAUCAUGUCGCAAAUUUGCAUUCCUGAUGUUACAUCAACAGAAUAGAGGGACAUUAAGUCGUUUUUCUGCUCGAGACACGUCCUAC